Closterium sp. NIES-65 is the source of this 5790-nucleotide messenger RNA. The record is from the annotation of a GenBank genome assembly. Lineage: Eukaryota; Viridiplantae; Streptophyta; Zygnematophyceae; Desmidiales; Closteriaceae.
AUGGCUACCCCUAGUGUCCUAGCUUUUGACGCUGAGGGUCGCGCCAUUGAUUUUGAGGUCUGGUUAGACGACCUGCAGCUGUUCUUACAGUGCGACAGGGCUGACGACCUUUCUCUCUUUGACCUCACCUCUGGCGCCUCUCCUGCUCCUGCUGCUGAUGCUGAUCCCACUGUCCGCUCUAAGUGGGCCACCCGCGAUGCUGCUGCACGUCUUGCUGUGCGUCGCCACCUCCCUACCUCUGAGCGUGCGCACUUUAGUCAGUACAAGAGUGCUCACACCUUGUACGACGCUGUAGUUGCGCGCUACUCCUCCCCUGCCACUGCUGCACUGAGCCGUCUCAUGCUUCCCUACCUCUUUCCUGACCUCUCUGCCUUUCCCACUGUCGCUGACCUCAUUACGCACCUCCGCACUAGUGACACUCGCUACCGCGCCGCCCUUCCUGCUGAGUUCUGCGCUAAGAACCCCCCCCCCAUGUACAUCGCUCUCUACUACGUAGUCGCGCGCCUCCCUGACUCCCUUCGCGUCGUCAGGGACCACUUUCUCGCAGUCUGUCCCACCACCCUCACCGUCGACCUCCUCGAGAAGGCCCUCCUCGCAGCGGAGAAGAGCAUAGUCGCUGUAGGUGCUUCUCGUGGUGACCCUCGCACCCCCAUCUUUGAGGGGUGCUCUCCUUCCCCCUUGCUGCCCUCUGUUGCCUCUGCUGCUGCUGCCGACCUGCUUGGUCUUGAGUCGGUCGGCGCGGCGUCUGCCCCUAGUGGGAGACGUCGCUCCAGCAAGGGCAAGGGGGGCAAGGGCGCGGGUGGAGCUGGAGGGAGCGGUGGCGGUGGCGGCGGUGGCAGCGGAGGGAGUGGGGGUGGCGGCGGGACUAGUGGCGGGAGUGGUGGUGGUGGUGGCAGCAGUGGCGGAGACGGUGGUGGUGGUGCCGGCGGUGGUGGUGGAGGCAGCGGCGGUGGUGGAGGCGGCGGAGGUGGAGGCGGCGGAGGCGGCAGCGGAGGAGGCGGUGGUGGUGGAGGAGGUGGAGCUGGUCGAGGUGGUACCCAGCAGCGUAGCGGCGGUGGUGGUGGCCAGCGCUCGCAGCGGCAGCAGCAGCAGCGCUCGCGGGACAUCCCUCCGCCUCAGCAGCUUCGUGAGUGGUACGCUGGGCGUCAGAGGGGUGGGGGUACUGGUCCCUGCACCUACGUUCUUCGUUCCGGCGACCGCGCGGGUGAGCAGUGUGGGGGUGCCCACGCCACCCAGCGCUGCUUUGGCCGCCUGACGGACGCUUGGCGUCAGCAGUUCCCUGGGGCUAGUGAGAUCCCUCGCUGGGAUGAGCUUCUCAGGGCUGGUGUAGCGAUCUUUGAUCUUGAUUUUGAUGCUAUCCUUGCUGCUAUGUAUGUUGUGGAUUAUAGUGAGGAGAAUGAGGGUUACCGUUGUUUCCAGCCCGACCCGGGCAUUGGUGCUGCUGCACUAGGUGCUUGUGAGGCUGCUGCUCUAGGUGCCAGUGCGUCUGUGCUCUCAGGUACUGGUGAGACUGCGCUCUCAGGUACUGCGUCGUCCUCGUCCUCCCUCACUUUCACACUUGACUCCGGCGCUUCUCGCUCCUUCUUUCGAGACCGCACUACCCUUACGCCGCUCGGCCGGCCGGUUGCGGUCUCCCUUGCUGACCCCUCUGGGGGUCCUGUCCUGUCUCACUUCUCCACUGUCCUCCCGUGUCCGGCUGCCCCUUCGGGCACCCUGUCUGGUCUGUACCUUCCCUCGUUCUCUACGAACUUGGUGAGUGGUGCAGCCCUCCAGGAUGCGGGGGUCCACCAGUUCACUCCUGCGAGUCAGCGGGAGACCCACUGCACGGACGCACGCACAGGCCGACACCUAGCCACCUUCUCACGUCGGCCGGGGUCGAGUCUCUACACCCUGACCACUUCGUCUCCUCCUGUCCCUGCGUCCGGUCAGGUAGCUGCGUCGGGUCAGGUGCUUGCUGCUGCGUCCCGGUCAGGUCCUGAGUCUGCCCCCUGUUCUUGUCGCCUCCUGUCUCACGAGACUCUCCUGUGGCACCACCGUCUUGGCCACCCCUCCUUGCCCCGUCUUCGGAGCAUGGCUUCCCGUGUCCUUGUCUCUGGUCUUCCCCAGUCUCUCCCUCCUCUCCCCUCCGGGCCAGGACCUUCCUGUGUCCCCUGUGUCGAGGGUCGCCUCCGGGCUACUCCUCACUCCUCCCACUUCCCCCCGACAGAGGCUCCCCUGCAGACGCUUCACAUGGAUGUGUGGGGCCCAGCCCCCGUCCGUGGGCAGGGAUACGAGCGCUACUUCCUGUUGGUGGUUGACGACUACUCGCGUUACACCACAGUCCUCCCCUUGCGCAGCAAGGGUGCGGUCACUGAGGUGCUGAUCGACUGGAUCCGCGAGGCUCGUCUCCAGCUCAGGAAGAGCUUCGGCUCGGACUUUCCUGUUCUGCGUCUGCACUCGGACAGAGGCGGAGAGUUCUCUUCUCGCCUCCUGCGGGACUACUGUCGUGCGCGGGGGAUCCGCCAGACCUUCACGCUUCCGGACUCACCACAGCAAAAUGGGAUUGCUGAGCGCCGCAUUGGCAUGGUCAUGGAUGUCGCUCGUACGUCCAUGAUGCAUGCGGCUGCCCCCCAUUUUCUGUGGCCGUUUGCGGUGAGGUACGCGGCGCAUCAGCUCAACCUUCACCCCCGGGUCUCUCGGCCUGCGAUGUCCCCAGCCUUGCUGUGGACGGGGAAGGUUGGCGAUGCGUCUGUCUUCCGUGCUGGGGAUCUCGGGCGGUGGCAGUUUUACCACCCCUCCUCUCGUCGUGUUCUGUCCUCCCAGGACGUCACGUUCGACGAGUCAGUCCCCUUCUACCGUCUCUUCCCCUACCGCACUCCUUCCCUCCCCCCUCCCCCGGACUUCCUUGUGCCGGUUCCCCCCCCGGUAGACCCCCUCCCCCCUCAGGUUCCUGCCCCCUCAGGUGUGUCCCAGGUAGACGCCGUUGACCCGGUCGAGGUUACUGGUGACUCUGGUGCUGCUGCGGGUGCUGAGCGUGGGGGUGCUGACUCUGGGGGUGCUGUGCGCGGGGGUGCUGAGUCUGGGGGUGCUCCUGCUGGGGGUGCUGGGCCUGAGGGUGCUAUUGCGGAGGGUGCUGAGCCGGGGGGUGCUGUGCCUGGAGGUGCUGGGUCGGGAGCUGCUGAGCCUGGGGGUGCUGUGCUAGGAGUUGCUGAGCCUGGGGGUACUGCGUCUGGAGCUGCUGGGCCUGGAGUUUCUCCUGCUGCUGCGUCUCGCCGGGAGCCCCUCUCUCCACAGGAGCUGCGCGAGUGGUUCGCUCGCUGCUGGAGACGUGCUGCUGCGUCCGGAGGUGCUACUGGAGCUGGAGCUGGAGCUUCUUCGACCGUCGAGGGUGCGGGUGCUGCCGGCCCCGGAGCUGCUGGACCUGCGGGUCCUCCUGGAGCUGGGGCUGCUGAGGGCGUUGGUGCUGAGCCUACUGCUGUUGGUCCUGCCGCUGGAGGUGUGGGUGGCACUAGUGCUGUCGCUGAGGGUGCUGGUGCUGUCCCUGCUGAGUCUGGAGCUGCCGCGCGGCCUCGGCCGUACUUCGUUCCGCUCCUGCAGCAGGUUCUUGGUCUUUCUCCUCUAGUAGAGGGUCCACCGCCUGUCCAGUCGCAGUCCCUGCUGGAGCCUUCCUCUCCACUGCCUGCUCCCUCUCCUUACACUGGUCCUACUGGAGGUCUUGCUGAGCGUCGUGAGCCUGCGUCUCGUCCCGCGUCACCUGUUCGUGCUGCUCGCGCUAGUGGUCGCAGUUCGCGUCAGCGUCCUCCUCCUGUCCCUGGCACGCACCAGAUGUCUUUACGUCCGUCCACUGCUCCUCUGCGUGCCCCUUUGCCUUCUCCUCCUGAGUCCUCUCUUCCUGCGCUUGCCGACCCGGAGUCGGACUCUCUUCGUGCUGCCAGUCCUACUGUCACGCGUCUGCUUGCUACUGUCGUCACUGACCCCUCUUUUGAGUCCACUGCUGCGUCUGCUCUAGUCGCUGAGCUCGUCGACUUUGCUGCUCGCUGUCGUCUCGACUACGCUGCUAGUCUUGUUGCUGCGUCUGCGUCUGUCUGUCCUCCGUCCGUCGGGGGUGCGUGUGCUCUUGGCACGGACGUCCUAGAGGACAGGCAGGAGGAGUUACAGUGUCUAGCGGCUGCUUCACCUCAUCUCGCGUCUGUACUGCUUGCCCCUGAGGGAGACCCGGAUGCACUAGACAUCCCGACUCCGCGUUCUUACGCGGAGGCCGUAGAGGGUCCCUACUCCUCUCAGUGGCAGGCAGCUAUGGAUGCAGAGAUGGCUUCCUGGAAGUCCACAGGCACCUACGUUGACGCGGUUCCCCCUCUUGGGGCGAACAUCGUCAGUGGCAUGUGGAUCUUCAGGGUGAAGCGGCCGCCGGGCUCUCCACCUGUCUUCAAGGCACGGUACGUUGCUCGUGGCUUCAGUCAGCGGCAGGGAGUUGACUACUUUCAGACCUUCUCUCCCACCCCGAAGAUGACUACUCUUCGGGUGCUGCUGCACAUAGCCGCUCAGCGCGACUACGAGCUUCACUCUCUCGACUUCAGCACUGCGUUCUUGCAGGGUAGCCUGCACGAGGAGAUCUGGCUUCGCCGUCCACCUGGCUUCACUGGGACUUUCCCUCCUGGCACCCAGUGGAGCCUCCGACGGCCAGUCUACGGUCUUCGCCAGGCACCGCGUGAGUGGCACGACACACUGAGGACUACGCUUGCGGCUCUUGGGUUUGCUCCUUCUACUGCUGACCCGUCGCUGUUUCUUCGCACCGACACUUCCCUGCCGCCGUUCUACAUCCUCGUGUACGUCGACGACUUGGUCUUUGCCACAGCGGACACUGCUGGACUCGCCUACGUGAAGUCCGAGCUGCUGAAGAGACACACGUGCACAGACCUGGGUGAACUGCGCAGCUACCUUGGCUUGCAGAUCACUCGGGACAGAGCACGCCGCACCAUUACCUUGACUCAGUCACACAUGGUGCAGCAGGUCCUUCAGCGCUUCGGCUUCACGUACUCCUCGCCUCAGGCCACUCCUCUGCCUACUCGCCACUCACUCUCAGCUCUGCCUUCGGAUGAGUCCGUAGAGUCGAGUGGUCCGUAUGCAGAGCUUGUUGGCUGCCUCAUGUACCUGAUGACCUGCACACGACCUGACCUUGCAUACCCUCUGAGCAUUCUUGCACGCUAUGUUGCUCCUGGGAGACACAGACCGGAGCACAUGGCUGCAGCGAAGAGGGUAUUGCGCUACCUGUGCAGUACGUCGGGCAUGGGGCUAGUGCUUGGAGGGCGGAGUCCAGUGGUCCUUACCGGCCACGCGGACGCUUCUUGGGCAGACGACCAGGCUACACAGCGGUCGUCACAGGGUUACACCUUCAGCCUUGGUUCCGGCUCUGUCUCGUGGCGGUCUACUCGCUCGUCUUCGGUUCUCGGCUCCAGUUGUGAGGCUGAGAUCUACGCCGGGGCCAUGGCUGCUCAGGAGCUUCGCUGGCUCACCUACCUGCUGACUGACCUUGGAGAGCCGCCUCGUUCUCCUCCAGUGCUGUACGUAGACAACAAGGCCAUGCUGGCCUUGUGUCGAGAGCAGCGCUUGGAGCACAGAACGAAGCACAUUGCUCUCCGCUACUUCCUUGCUCGUGAGCUGCAGCAGCGUGGUCAGUUGCGACUUGCGUACGUGGCCUCUGAGGCCAACACUGCUGAUGUGUUCACCAAGGCACUUGCGCCUUGUGACCAUCAGCGCUUUUGUACCCAGCUGGGUCUUGUGCCUGUCUUGCCUCACUUGCUCUCUUCUUGA